Hyposmocoma kahamanoa is the source of this 3272-nucleotide messenger RNA. It is a transcript of the gene Paip1, whose product is annotated as polyadenylate-binding protein-interacting protein 1. The transcript has 8 exons. The record is from RefSeq and is a predicted model, not a curated record. Lineage: Eukaryota; Metazoa; Arthropoda; Insecta; Lepidoptera; Cosmopterigidae. The coding region runs from base 151 to 1419 and encodes 422 amino acids. Gene Ontology annotation, biological process: regulation of translational initiation. Gene Ontology annotation, molecular function: translation activator activity.
UGCCAUCGAAGUGUAAUUUUCUUUGUUUACGUGUCGAUUAAUUACGAUUGUGCUGUUUUAUCCCUGAACGGGUGUUAAUUCAUUGCGGUUUAUGGAAUAUUCUCAAAGAAACCCAUAUACGAAGUUAUUGUCGAAGACUAACUGUGUGAAAUGAAUAACGGAGAGGUCGGGGGGUCCAGGGGCAGAGGCCGCGGUUGGCCGCAGUCCGAAAAUCCACCACGGGAACUUCGCCGGCCGAAGAUCGCUGCCGAGGAUGCGCAAGUUGAAGCUCCUAAGUCGAACUUAUCGGCUGAGGCUAAGGAGUGGUUCCCGCGGAAUUAUACACCGCAAAGUGUGCCAGCUUACCAUCAGGAACCUGCCCCAUACAGGCCCCAUCGGUUCUCAGUCCAGAACCGGCUAAGACAAGCACAAAAUCCAAAUCCGUAUAACUUUGACAACAUGUCAUAUGCACUUGAAGAAGCCGAGAAUAUGGACUUACGGGAAAACAUCGGCAACUUGAUAACUGUGAUGUGUGAGAUAACAUUUGACCCUGGCAAGUUCGACUCCCUUUGCGGUCCAUUGGUGGACUCAUUUGCCCCCACGCUACAGGAUGCCAACUAUACGAGACCACUUGUUGAAGCCAUUGUAAACCAGUCCAUUGGUGAGCCGAACUUCCGUUACAAUGGUGCGCGCCUGUGUUCGAUGUAUGACUCCGUGGGAUCGCCGGAAGAAUCAACGUUCCGCGCAUGCCUGCUGGAGCGCUGCUCCGCUGAAGAGAAUAAGAUCAUCAGUGGUGUCGAGACCGCCGAGGAGAACAUGCGCGGAUUCGCUAUGUUCCUCGCUGAGAUCUACACCCAGCUUGAAGACAAUCAGGGGGGUCGUAUCAGAUCUUUAGGUGAGAGUCUUUGCAAAGUGUUACUUCACCUUCUUGACACGGACAACGAAACCAACAUUAAAGCAGUGUGUCAGUUACUGAAACUGUCGGGCAUCGCCCUGGACGCGGACUGCCCGGCGGGCAUGCACGCGGCGUUCGAGCGCUUGAAGCGGCGCGGGCACAUGGCGUGCGUGCGCAACGUAGUGUCGCUGCGCGCCGCGCGCUGGGGCAUGGCCGAGCCCGAGGCGCUGCCGCUGCACGACGUGCACGCGCCGGCCGGCGCGCAACCGAAUCCCGAUCCUCGCCGCCGCGUCGUCACCGGUGAGCUUGUCACAGUGACUAACGGUGAGCCGGACAACGACGCAGGUUACCUGGCGGACGGCAACCAGCUGACGGCCGAGGAGCACGCCUUCCUGCGCAGCAACUUGCCUACCGGCAAGAAUGCUUCGCUCGACGAGGACAUUCUGGACGAACUGGAGAACGACGCGUGGGAAACGGAAAUGGACCCCGAGAUGCAGGCUGGCUUCCUCGAGUUCCUGCGCAUGUCGAACCAGAUCAAGCGAUAACCUCGCGCGGCGCCACCUUGCGGGGGACAGACCAGCCUGCUUCUACUAUAAUUACAUAUUUAGGACAAUGAUGAAAUACAAAAAAAGUAUAAAAUUCUAUAAAAUUAUAAAAAGAUUUAUUGAAGGGAAGCAGCCAACUUGCAAUCACUCUAGAAAGGUUAACAAGCUAAAUUUGGACCGAAGUUUACACGGCGAGCGGGGACCGAUAGGUUUGCAGGUCAGUAUUACUUACCAUUUAUCGACAGUCGCUUCCGAUACUGACUUAUAUCAACUUAAGGAAACAAAUGUACCUAGAUAUUAAGGUGCUCUUUUAGAGUGGUUGAAUUCUUGGAUGUUAUAAACGUAUGUAUGUAAGCCUUUAGUUAUAAUAAUUUACUUGCUGACUCCAGUGAGGUCCAUACAAAAUAUGUUUAGUACAUCGCUUUAUAUUUUGUUUAUUUUUAAAUAUUUGGUCUGUUGCUCCAAGAGGACGAAUAAUAAAGCGCGUUUACGUAUAACAUCUGAGCGAAAACAUGAGAAAGUUUUAAAAAAUCCCAGUUUUUUUUGCUAUAAUUACUUAUACGUAAACAGUGUGGUUUUCAGAAAUGUAAAGGAUCAUUCAUGAAAAUUGUUCCAUGAGUAUUUAAUUUUUUUUAAUAAAAAUCAGUUGUAAUUUAUCUGGGAGAGUUGCGCAUAACAUGAGUGAGUUACGUUUCUGACUGGUGCACAGCUGUUAAUAUUAGAUUUCGUGGACUAAAUGUAAACAAGGUAGGAUACAGUAUGGGAUAAGCUAGAACGUAUAACUAUGACUUUUAACUCUUAGUUAUCCAUGAUUUAUGCAACCAUCUCAUUCGAAGCAAUAUUGCGAUGUUUAGUGUUCUAUGCGUGUACUUGUAGUAAAUAAUUGUCGCCCACCAUGGAAAUUGAAGGCCAUAUUUAAGAGCCAUUAGUUUCUUGUUUACAUUUCGUCUAUUCUAUAAUCUUAAAUAAAAUAAUAUUUAGUGAUCUCAUAAUUUCUCCAUUUAUUUUUCUCUACGUCAUGACAACGGGACAUGCCAUUUUCAUUUCUUCGUUAUAAAAAUUUAAACGUUGGAUGCAAUUUAUGAAUAUUAUAAUAAUUAUUAUUGAAAUUUAUAUAUUUCCAUCCUCAUUACAAAUACAUAAUAAUCGAUUUUAUUAAUGCAAUUCUAUGUUUAACUGUAAUGUUUUGUUAUAAUUUGUACGUGACUCGAACGUGCAUUGGUUUUACAACUGCCAUAGGAAUAAAAUAUAGCAAAUCACAGUUAGUGGAAUCCAUAGAAGUAUUUAUUGCAAAUGUAAAACUCAAUCAUGUCGACGGCAUUUUUUUUACACACGUAGGAAGUCAUUAUCCAAUUUUUAGUUUUAUUUCAAUACAACAUGAUUUAACAUUUAGAUCCGUUUUCGGAAAUUAUUAUUCAUAUAUAAUUAAAGUUUGAAAUAAGCAUCAAGAAUGCUUCAGUUGCUUGUUUAUCAAUAAAUAGCACAAAUAUAUUUUCAGUGUACAUUUCAUAAAGUCGUCAAUUGUUUUGUGAUACAAUUCCCCAUUUGGAGGAGAAGUAACUUUGCGUUUGUAUCUUUGAAAUGCCAAAUUUGUUACAUUUACGUUAAACUUUGUUAUGUGAUUUGCCCACACGAAGUGAGUGAUAGUUGCCUUGAGUGUGAGAGGAAUUUUAAUCAGUAACCUAAUUGCUGAUAGCGUUGUUUCAACUAGAUAAUAUUCGCAUACCUAGAGUAACAAAUAGCAAUAAAAAGAGUUACUACAACUAAAAUAUUUAUAUAAGUCACGUACAUGCCGUAAGUGCUAACAGAACACCACUUUUUGAAUAAUAUUUGCAAUACUGGACUUAUUUAUU